AAAACAUCAUGCCGAGGCGGUGGACUCCGGUCACUCCUGUUACCUUCCGCUUACGCCUGCCAGCUACCUGGAAGAUUCACAACGCCUUCCAUGUCCAGCUUCUGAAGCCCUACCGGGAUCCUAACACGAUCUUCGUGGGACACCAGCCACCGCCGCCGCCGCCCGUCCUCGUCCAGAACGAACCCGAGUACGAGGUCGAGUCCGUGCUUGCACAUCGUCGACGUCGGAAUGGCACCGUGGAGCUUCUUAUUCGUUGGAAGGGCUAUGAUCCUUCUGAGGACAGCUGGGUCUCUGAAACCGACAUGGGUAACGCCCGUCGUCCUCUGCAUGACUACUUUGUCAAGCAGGGUGUUACUUCUACCACCCAGCUUUGAGGGGGGGAAGUGUGAGAGUACGACCC
Molecule: messenger RNA, 400 nt
Organism: Closterium sp. NIES-67
Lineage: Eukaryota; Viridiplantae; Streptophyta; Zygnematophyceae; Desmidiales; Closteriaceae
Source: the annotation of a GenBank genome assembly